CUUUCAAUGUUAUCCUCCAUACCAUUAGACCACUAUGAUAAGACUCGCCGUUCUUGCACUCUUCCUGAGUUACGCUAUAUGCGACUCGUUUAUUUCACUGAGGUUGUCCCCAACCCCAGCCCCAGGAUGUAACUAUCGUGGUACCUAUUACCCCUCGGUGUGGUUUAACCCCACCCCCUGUGAACGCUGUCAGUGCACCACCAGUGGAGAGGUGAUGUGCUUCACUAUUCCUUGUUUACAUACCCUAUGUGCGGACCCCGUUAUUGAAAAGGAUCAAUGUUGCCCCAGGUGCCCCAACGGUUACACCUGCAAAGCUCCAGACGGGCAUAUUGUCAAAGCCGGGGAGACCUACCAUCUGAACAGCUACACUUCCUGUCAGUGUGACACUCACCAGUGGACCUCAUUCACGGCUGUCUGCACACAUCAGGUUCCCAGCAUUCCGUAAUGAUUACGUCACUUCCGAUGUUGAUCCACCCCCAGUUCAAACCAGUUGACACAGAUUCCAUAUUGAUAUAUCAUCCUAUAAAUAGCUGAUUUAUUUUUAAAAACAAUGAAGAAAAAAAUUGUU
Magallana angulata is the source of this 568-nucleotide messenger RNA. Its product is annotated as brorin-like. Gene Ontology annotation, biological process: negative regulation of BMP signaling pathway. Gene Ontology annotation, cellular component: AMPA glutamate receptor complex. The record is from RefSeq and is a predicted model, not a curated record. The transcript is spliced from 2 exons. Bases 35 to 445 code for a protein of 136 amino acids. Gene Ontology annotation, molecular function: protein binding. NCBI's taxonomy places the organism in Eukaryota, Metazoa, Mollusca, Bivalvia, Ostreida, Ostreidae.